AUGGGCAUUCUCAAGCAUUAUCCGUCGCAAGACUUGGACAUGUCGACAACCGACUUUACCGAGUCGAGUGGUGGGGAACGCGACGAGAUCUUGGAAGUGCGCAAGCAGUCGCACAGGGAAACGGCGAGGGUCCGCAUGUGGAGGAUCCUCGUUACUUUGGCUCUUUUGGCAACGGCUGUGGCUGUCACCGUUACCACUUACGUCUUGUUGGUCGACCGGGAAGAUCAGAACUUUCGUAACGUGUUCGACCAGUUCUCUCGUACCGUCGGGGACGCAGCUAUUGAGCAGCAAGCUAACUUGAGGGAAGCCUUGCGCAUGAUGGCGGACAGCAUGGCACUCCUAGGGGCGGCUCAUAGCGUCAACGGGACUUCGCCUUGGCCCUACUUUAUCCCGGAGCACUACGAGCAGCUCGCGUUGGACUUUAAGCUCAUUGCUCGUGCCGAGUUCAUUUCCAUGCAAAACUACGUGACCCACGAACAGCGCGACUCCUACAUUGACUUCAUCACUCCAAGGUACCAAGACUUUGUCCAGGACGCACACAUGAUUGCCUACGGGAAUUUGGACAAUCUCAACAAUGACACUUCAAAGUACCAGCCGUACAUCGCUCAAAAGCUCAAGAACGGAUCCUUCGUCCCCGAAGAAGACCACCCGUACUACUUUGCCCGUAAUGUGCAAUCGCCUCCUGCUCGAAAGUACGGCCCCACCAUCAACAACAACCUCUUGGCCAACAAGAUCAUCAGCGAUGGCUUCCAUGCUAUCAUGUCCUUGCAGACCGAGCGAGCCGUCAUGACCAACAUCAAGCCCUUUGCCAACCUCCCAGAAGACGAACACAAAAAGAUGCACUCUUCCCCCGACGGCGCCAAAAAUCCUCACUCCUUCACUUUCUCUCCUGUUCACCGGAUUGCCGGCGACGAGACCUCCGACAUUGUCGCCAUGUUCGCCUUGGCCACCGCCUGGGACGUUUCCAUGCUCAACCUCCUACCUUCCAACGUCAAGGGCAUGAUCACUGUCAUCUCCAACACGUGCAAUCAAACCGUUACCUAUCGAAUUGACGGAGCCGAUGCCUGGUACCUCGGGGAAGGCGACUUGCACACGGAUUAUGAUGACAUGGGUGUUUAUGUCGAUCUCAACCUCCAGACCCAUCCAGACGCAAGGUCAACUCCAGGCCACUGCAUGUACUCCAUGACCAUCUACCCCAGCAAGGCAUUUGAAGACGACUACAAGACUUCCACACCCGGCAUUUUUGCAGCCGUGGUCGCUGGAACCUUUCUCAUGGUCGCCGUCGUGUACUUUAUCUACGAUACCACGGUCCAGAACCGAAACGAAAUGAUGAUCAACAAUGCGGCCCAGUCCAAUGCCAUUGUGUCUUCCUUUGUUCCGGAUCAUCUUCGUGACCGAAUCCUCCAAGACAAAAAGGAACGGCAAGCAGGGGGCUUUAAGAAGCACGGGUCGCUCAAAAUGUUUCUUAAUGAUGGCAAGGGUGGCAAUGUCGAUGCAGGCAGGCCACUGGCCGAUCUCUUCUUGAACUCGACCGUUCUCUUUGCGGAUAUCAGUGGAUUCACUGCCUGGAGUUCAGUGCGGGAACCAAGCCAAGUCUUUACCCUGCUCGAGACACUGUUCCAAGCGUUUGACAAGGUGGCCAAGAAGAGGCGCAUUUUCAAGGUGGAAACAGUUGGAGACUGUUACGUUGCCGUCAGCGGAUUGCCCGACCCGAGACCUGAUCAUGCCGUUGCCAUGGCUCGCUUUGGACGCGACAUUCUGGCCAAGAUGAGGGUGCUCACCAAGGAACUCGAAGUCGUGCUGGGGCCUGACACUGGUGACUUGGAGCUUCGCAUAGGGAUGCACUCCGGUCCAGUUACGGCUGGAGUGUUGAGGGGAGAGCGUACGAGAUUCCAGCUCUUUGGAGACACCAUGAACACAUGUAGCCGUUUGGAGAGCUCCAGUGAACGUGGCCGCAUCCAUUGCUCCAAGGAGACUGCCGACCAUAUCAUCAAGGAUGGCAAUGGCCACUGGAUCCAUAAGAGGACCGACAACAUUGCAGCCAAAGGCAAGGGAAGCCUCGAGACUUUCUGGGUGAUUGUCGAAGGGGAAAGGGCUGCCACUAUUGCAUCGGCAGUGUCAUCAAACGAGAUGGUCACCACAAGCAAGUUUGCUCCUUCGGUUCCAUUCUUAGACGAAAGGACCAACCGGCUCAUUGACUGGAAUGUAGAGAUGCUUCUUCACCUCUUGAAGCCGAUUGUUGCUAGGCGCACUCCUGCGAACGCUCCCAAGAAGGGCAGCUCCAAAAAGGGCGCUUCUUCUAGCUGCGAGACAACCGGAGUCAAGCUUGGAGCAACGCCUCUGGAAGAAGUCAGAGAGAUCAUCACGCUGCCUGAGUUCGACGAGAAGGCAGAGCAAGAGCAGCAACAGCCCGAGGAAGUUGAGAUCCCCCAAGAGGUGGAACAGCAACUACACCACCUUGUCAGCAAGAUUGCCAGCAUGUACAAUAACAAUCCUUUCCACAACUUUGACCAUGCCUCCCACGUUGUCAUGAGUGUGAUCAAGUUGAUGAGUCGCAUCGUGGCUCCAUCUCACCUCGACGAGGAUGCUGCAGACAAGGCGCUUCACGAUCACACCUACGGAAUCACAAGUGACCCGUUGACCCAGUUUGCCUGUACAUUCUCUGCAUUGAUCCAUGAUGUGGAUCAUGUGGGAGUAUCCAACGCUCAGUUGGUCAAGGAAGAGGUUCCACUGGUGGAUCGUUACGGAGAACGAAGUGUGGCAGAACAGAACUCUUUGGAUUUGAGUUGGGAUUUGCUAAUGGAUCCUACGUAUGACACUCUACGAGCCUUCUUGUUCCCUACAAAGUGCGACAUGGUUCGAUUCCGUCAACUUGUGGUGAACUCCGUCAUGUCCACUGACAUUGUGGAUAAGGAAAUGAAGAAACUCAGAAAUGACAGAUGGGACAAGGCCUUCAAGAAUGGGGACAAUGCCAACUUUGUUGACGAGAACCCAAGGGAUGAAGUCAACAGGAAGGCAACCAUUGUUAUUGAACACAUCAUCCAAGCCAGUGACAUCAGUCACACUAUGCAACACUGGCAUGUCUAUAGAAAGUGGAAUCAAAACUUGUUUGAGGAGCUUUACGUUGCUUACCUCAAUGGAAGAACUGCAAAAGACCCUGCAGAAUUUUGGUACAAGGGAGAGUUUGGAUUCUUUGACUUCUACAUCAUCCCCUUGACACAGAAGCUUAGGGACUGUGGUGUCUUUGGUGUAUCUAGUGGGGAGUACUUGGAUUAUGCAACCAAGAACAGGGCCGAAUGGGAGGCCCACGGCGAAGAAGCAGUUGCACAAAUGAUCAAGGAAGCACGUGAAAAGUAUGGUGUGCCCGGGGACAUCAAGGAGGCUGCGCUGCAGGUAAACCGCAUGCCCCGUCCUAUGCGCGAACUUUCACAGCCUCUUGAAGCGGCCGCGGCUUCUGCGUCUGUGGAAGUUUCAGAGCAGGCUCUUCCUAUGAAGAAACCCAAGUCGAGUAUUCCUUCACCUCCACCGCCACGAGUGUCUUGGGGCAGUCCCGAGGCGAGUAUUCCUCCACCUCCACCGCCACGAGUGUCUUGGGGCAGUGCAUCUGUCAGCAAUUUUAACAAAGUUGUCGAGACACAGAUCGAAUGUUGA
This is a messenger RNA of Seminavis robusta, 3651 nucleotides long. NCBI's taxonomy places the organism in Eukaryota, Bacillariophyta, Bacillariophyceae, Naviculales, Naviculaceae. The record is from the annotation of a GenBank genome assembly.